This is a messenger RNA of Colletotrichum scovillei, 2269 nucleotides long. RefSeq names its product DnaJ domain-containing protein. The record is from RefSeq and is a predicted model, not a curated record. Gene Ontology annotation, cellular component: cytoplasm; cytosol; nucleus. Gene Ontology annotation, biological process: response to heat; protein refolding. The coding region runs from base 577 to 1839 and encodes 420 amino acids. Gene Ontology annotation, molecular function: ATP binding; Hsp70 protein binding. The transcript is spliced from 4 exons. Lineage: Eukaryota; Fungi; Ascomycota; Sordariomycetes; Glomerellales; Glomerellaceae.
CCUGCUUCUCCCUUUAUUGUGAAAAAUCCAGUGUCCCAGUGUCCCGUCACUAGCGUACUUCGGUCCAUUCAGCCAAGGUACAUUUCCACCGUACUCCUCCCCGCCAGGAACCUCACCCAUCAAUAACUUCCUCGCCAGCCCGGCUACAGAUCUCCUCUCAAUUUUUUCCUACUUUCCCCCGCAACUACCUCCCUCUUUCUAGUUUUACAUCAGAUACCCAGUUGCGCAAUCGCCAUUCUCGGCUUCUUUCAGAAAGUGAGUACUUCUCGGUGUUUCCUGCAGCGCAAAGCGAAUCGGAGUUAUGGUUUUACCCGCCAAACUAAAUCCGCCUUACCUCUUUCUCCUGUUGAGACGGCUCUUCCCCGAAGCUGCCAAAAAAGCGAUCAUUUUCUCUCUUUCGACUCUGUCUUGUUCGCAUCACAGAACCGGGAAUGCGCAAGACGAUACUGCAAAACUGGCGAACCAUUUCCGAUUCAUUCAGCUGACAUUUGGUCACCCAGGCCCCUCCAUAGAUUCCUAUCCAGAACUCCGGUUAUCGCCAAGCCUUAGAUAAGGAUUACUGUACCAACCAGCACGAUGGUCAAAGAAACGAAGCUCUACGAAACCCUCGGUGUUGCGCCGACGGCGACCGAACAGGAGCUGAAGAAGGCGUACAAGACAAAUGCCCUGAAGUACCACCCUGACAAGAACGCCCACAACCCCGAUGCUGAGGAGAAGUUCAAGGAGAUUUCCCACGCCUACGAAAUUCUUUCCGAUUCCCAGAAGCGCACUGUCUACGACCAAUAUGGCGAGGCUGGUCUCGAAGGCGGUGCCGGCGGUGGUGGCGGCAUGGCUGCUGAGGAUCUGUUUGCUCAGUUCUUCGGUUCCGGUGGCGGCUUCGGCGGCGGCCUUGGAGGCAUGUUCGGUGGCGGCGGCAUGCCUAACCGCGGACCCCCCAAGGCUCGCACGAUUCACCACACUCACAAGGUCUCCCUCGAGGAUGUCUACCGCGGAAAGAUCUCUAAGCUGGCUCUCCAGCGUUCCGUCAUCUGCUCCAAGUGCGAGGGCCGUGGCGGCAAGGAGGGUGCUGUCAAGCGCUGCGCUGGCUGUGAUGGCCACGGCAUGAAGACGAUGAUGAGACAAAUGGGUCCUAUGAUCCAGCGUUUCCAGACCGUCUGCCCUGACUGUAACGGAGAGGGCGAGACGAUCAAGGACAAGGAUCGCUGCAAGCAGUGCAACGGAAAGAAGACCAUUGUCGACCGCAAGGUUCUCCACGUUCACGUCGACCGUGGUGUGAGGAGUGGCACCAAGGUUGAGUUCCGUGGUGAGGGUGACCAGGCCCCUGGCAUCCAGGCUGGUGACGUUGUUUUCGAGAUCGAGCAGAAGCCCCAUAACCGCUUCACUCGCAAGGAGGACGACCUUCUGUACCAGUGCGAGAUUGAGCUGGUGACUGCGCUGGCCGGUGGAACUAUCUACAUUGAGCACCUCGACGACAGGUGGCUCAGCAUCGAGAUCCUUCCCGGUGAAGCCAUUGCACCUGAUGCUGUCAAGAUGGUUCGCGGCCAGGGUAUGCCUUCUCCUAGACACCACGACUUCGGCAACCUUUACAUCCAGUUCAACGUCAAGUUCCCUGAGAAGGGCUGGACAGAGGACCCCGCGGCCUUCGAGGCUCUCCAAAAGUUGCUUCCCGCCCCUUCGCUGCAAACCGUUCCUCCCCCUGAGGCUAUGACCGAGCCCGCCGACCUCGAGGAUCUCGACAACUCUUCCCAGGCUAGAGUCUUCGGAGGUGCUGGCGGUAUGGACGAGGACGACGAGGACGGCCACCCCGGUGCCGAGCGCGUGCAGUGCGCUUCUCAGUAAAUGACGUCAUGUUCCGAUGGUAUUGAUAUUACGAGCAUCUCUGGCGUGGUGGGGAGAAGGGGGCGUGGGCGAGAUUUCUUUUCACAAACCCGUUCGACAGAACGAAAUUGCAUAUUUUCUCCAGUCACGAAUGGAUGGACAUGGUUGCAUGAAAACGGUAACGGGGCUCGCCGUUGGGAGACCGUUCUCAGAUGGUGGAAAUCGACCAGCCACGACGUCUCGCCUAGACGCCCGUGUCGGGUUCGUCGAGAAUGGAGGCUGGAUUCAAGUGGACCAGCACACAGUAACAGGGAAAUCUGGUCCAGCGCGUGCUUAUUCUCAAAACAUCACUUGGCUUCUUUUGCUCGACGGACAUUCGAGACUUGGUAGGAAGGCGUUCACGGUCAUAGAGAGGAUAAUUCGCUGAAUCGAAUUGAUGAUAAACGUGCCU